AAUUCUUCAACCAUCAUCAACACUGGAUUGAAUAGGCCUUGAACAAUGGGGUUCUGCAAAAAAACGACUGAGAGCAUCAUGUCGCCAUGUCUCAAAACAAUGCUGACAUUCGCAGCGGGAACAAAUCCCGAGGAGAACAACCCCAUAUUACACUAGAGGGCAACUGGAACAAAAACAACUCCAUCCUUUACACCGUCCCAACCCGGAUUACUAAUUCCGAACCUAUCCCAUCCGAGAUCUGAACGACACCACUAUAUCCGCAGUGGCACUGCAGGGGAUGACCUGUCAACUUGUUAAUUCCAGUGCCGAACAUGGGCGCGCCCUUCGCAUGGCGUGAUCGUCCUAACGAAUGGCUUCAAUUUCACCGUUCCCAGCGUUGAAGCAAGCGCACGUGUAAGUCCAACCUCGUGACGGAAAAACAUCUCGACACUGGGAUGCGCUGGUGUACAGCAUCUUGUUGAAUAACUAUAAUCCACUUAGCGCUUUGAAAUCCUAAUCAAUGUUACUAAUGUCAGUGAGGUUUUCUGGUUUUUAUCACCGGUGUGAUGUGAAUGGAAGAAAAUGUAUAUGUGAAGGAAGAUAUAAAUCCGUUCACAUCCACCACCCCAUCACCGUUGUUUGAAAGACAUUCAACAACAGCACUAUCAACACCAAAGCAGCCGUAUUAUACUUGCUCAAGACACCUCCCACUACCCUAUCCACAACCAAAGUUCCACCUUCCCAUCCUAUACCAUCACACAAUGACCAUCACCACCUCAGAAGACCGCGUCCCCCGCGGUGACGUUGUCGCCCCCCUGAACUUCUACGAGCCCCCUUCGGACGGCUCAAGUCCCUUUAACAACAUCGACCCGGCCCCCGGCGUUCCCGAGCGUAACUACUCUACCCAAACCCUCCCCGUCACCAUCCACGACAUCCGCGGCCUCGAGUCCUCCUUCACACUCGAUAACGACGCCUUCCAAAUUCUCCAGGGCCUCCCUCCCUCCGCCGAAGAAGACCCUGCAAAGAACGGCUCCAACUUCACCUCCGACGCCUCCAUCUCCCAACUCUACUACCCCGAAGUCACCCGCCUCCUUCUGGACACCAUCCCCGGUUCCAACAAAGUCAUCAUCUUCGACCACACCAUCCGCCGCACCUCCCCCUCUGCGCCCCGUGGCCCAGUGCAGCGCGUACACAUUGACCAAACCGCCUACUCCGUCGCGCAACGUGUGCGCCGACACGCUCCCUCUCCGGAGGAAGCCGAGCGGUUGUUGCAAGGGAGGUACCGCAUCGUCAACGUAUGGCGGCCGCUGAACAAAGGGCCCGUGGAAAGCUACCCGCUGGCGUUUGCCAGUUCACAGACGGUAGACGACAAAGAUAUAGUGCCCGUGGAGCAUCGGUAUAAGAAUGGCUAUACCGGUCAGACGGCCGCGGUGCUGCAUGAUGAAGGGCAAAAGUGGUACUUUUUGAGCGGCAUGACGGGCGACGAAAGGAUUCUGUUGGAGUGCUUUGAUAGUUGGGCAGGCAGAGAGGACCUGGAGGAGGGGAGGAAGGUGAAAGGGGGAAGGGUGCCGCAUACGGCUUUUGAGGAUCCGAGACAGAGAGCGGAUGCUGAGGGACGGGAGAGCAUUGAGGUGAGGGCCCUGGUUUUUGGACCUUGACUUAGUGCAUGUUCUCUUAUGGUGGACACAGGAGGCGGGUUGGAGUAUUCUCUAAGUGAAUGAGAAUAAGUAAUGGUUUGAUAGAGUUUAAUGGCAGUUUUGAG
Neurospora crassa OR74A is the source of this 1741-nucleotide messenger RNA. RefSeq names its product methyltransferase. Lineage: Eukaryota; Fungi; Ascomycota; Sordariomycetes; Sordariales; Sordariaceae. The coding region runs from base 552 to 1637 and encodes 361 amino acids. The transcript has a single exon. The record is from RefSeq and is a predicted model, not a curated record. Gene Ontology annotation, molecular function: oxidoreductase activity.